Esox lucius (northern pike) is the source of this 3293-nucleotide messenger RNA. Its product is annotated as zinc finger protein 420-like. The record is from RefSeq and is a predicted model, not a curated record. Gene Ontology annotation, cellular component: PcG protein complex; nucleus; transcription regulator complex. The transcript has 3 exons. Bases 612 to 2801 code for a protein of 729 amino acids. Gene Ontology annotation, molecular function: DNA-binding transcription factor activity, RNA polymerase II-specific; RNA polymerase II cis-regulatory region sequence-specific DNA binding. Gene Ontology annotation, biological process: regulation of immune system process; regulation of cytokine production; negative regulation of transcription by RNA polymerase II. Lineage: Eukaryota; Metazoa; Chordata; Actinopteri; Esociformes; Esocidae.
CUUGAGACUUGCUUGGACUUGACCAUGUGUGACUUGUCCCCAUCUCUGGCUUGAAUAAUGUUUGACUUGCCUUAAAAACUAUUUUACUCACAGGCCUUCAUUUGCCUACCCCUGUCCUAAACAUUCAUCUGGGAAUGCAGAUACCCAAAUGUGGGCCUUCUCAAUCACUGAGACCUUGGACUUGGAUUCUCUACAGAGGAGUGCAUUAAACAAAUUGUCCAGGUUUCUCUUGGCCUCCACACUGUGUCUGGAACUUGAGAGAAAACAUGUCAAAGGCAUCAUUAAAUGUAUCUAUUUGAGACUUUUCUCUUCCAUCAAACAACAUCCUACUCUCCACUCUCAUCAGGAAAUUUUUGUGUUUCUCCAAUGGUUAUAAUGUCGGCCUGCGUGGCUAAUCCCAGCAAUACUUUUAAAGGUUUUGUAUCAAAGUUUUCAAAAGGGCCUCUGCCACUAAAUCACGAAACGAUUCAUGUGCCCUAACUGCAGUAUUAAGGUCUAUUUCACUACGCUGUGAAAUAAUGCUAGUUGCUUGAACUUGAUCAUUUUGUGUCCCAAAAUGUGUCCAUAAAUCCCUUCUGAAGUCUUUCACAGAUGGGAUUCCUGAAGUGGAGAUGAUUGGCGGGAAACAACAGGAAGAAUACAAGCAAAAAAAUUUAUCAUCACGGUUAAAAAGACACAUUAAUAUACAUACAGAUGAGAAGCCUUUCUGCUGUUCUGACUGUGGGAAGUAUUUCAUUAGAUCAUCUGAUUUUACUAAGCAUCAGAGAGUGCACACAGGUGUGAGGCCUUACUCUUGUUCUGACUGUGGGAAGAGUUUCUCUCAUUUAGGUAGCCUUAAACGUCACCAGCGCGUACAUAUCGGAGAGAAGCCUUUCUCCUGUUCUGACUGUGGGAAGUGUUUCAUUAGAUCAUCUAAUCUUGUUCGUCAUCAGAGAUUGCACACAGGUGAAAAACCUUACUCCUGUUUUUAUUGUGGGAGCAGUUUCUCUCAAUUAGGUCACCUUAAAGUUCACCAGCGCUUGCAUACUGGUGAAAAGCCUUACUCCUGUUCUGACUGUGGGAAGUGUUUCAUAAGAUCAUCUGAUCUUACUAGUCAUCAGAGAUUGCACACAGGUGAGAAACCUUUCUCCUGUUCUGACUGUGGGAAGAGUUUCUUUCCAUUAAAUAUCCUUAAAUUACAUCAGCGCAUACAUACUGGAGAGAAGCCUUACUCCUGUUCUGUCUGUGGGACGAGUUUCUCUCGAUUAGGUUGUCUUAAAACUCACCAACGCAUACAUACUGGAGAGAAGCCUUAUAACUGUUCUGACUGUGGGAAGUGUUUCUCUCAAUUAGGUCACCUUAAAGUUCACCAGCGCUUGCAUACUGGUGAAAAGCCUUACUCCUGUUCUGACUGUGGGAAGUGUUUCAUAAGAUCAUCUGAUCUCACUAGUCAUCAGAGAUUGCACACAGGUGAGAAACCUUUCUCCUGUUCUGACUGUGGGAAGAGUUUCUUUCGAUUAAAUAUCCUUAAAUUACAUCAGCUCAUACAUACUGGAGAGAAGCCUUACUCCUGUUCUGUCUGUGGGACAAGUUUCUCUCGAUUAGGUUGUCUUAAAACUCACCAGCGCAUACAUACUGGAGAGAAGCCUUAUGCCUGUUCUGACUGUGGGAAGUGUUUCUCUCAAUUAGGUCACCUUAAAGUUCACCAGCGCUUGCAUACUGGUGAAAAGCCUUACUCCUGUUCUGACUGUGGGAAGUGUUUUAUAAGAUCAUCUCAUCUUACUAGUCAUCAGAGAUUGCACACAGUUGAGAAACCUUUCUCCUGUUCUGAAUGUGGGAAGAGUUUCUUUCGAUUAGAUAUCCUUAAAUUACUCCAGCGCAUACAUACUGGAGAGAAGCCUUACUCCUGUUCUGACUGUGGGAAAACGUUUGUACGGUUUGAGAGCGAAUUAAAAAGACACAUUAUGAUACAUACUGGAGAGAAGCCUUACUCCUGUUCUGACUGUGGGAAUGGUUUCAUUAGAUCAUCUGAUUUUACUAAACAUCAGAGAGUGCACUCGGGUGAGAGGCCUUACUCUUGUUCUGACUGUGGAAAGAGUUUCUCUCAAUUCAGUGGCCUUAGAGUUCACCAGCGCAUACAUUCUGGUGAUAAGCCUUACUCCUGUUCUGACUGUGGGAAGUGUUUCAUAAGAUCAUCUAAUCUUGUUCGUCAUCAGAGAUUGCACACAGGUGAGAAUCCUUUCUCCUGUUCUGACUGUGGGAAGAGUUUCUCUCAUAGAGGUAGCCUUAAAUGUCACCAGCGCAUACAUACUGGAGAGAAGCCUUACUCCUGUUCUGACUGUGGGAAGUGUUUUACUAGUUCAUCUGGUCUUACUAGUCAUCAGAGAUUGCACACAGGUGAGAAACCUUUCUCCUGUUCUGACUGUGGAAAGAGUUUCUCUCAUUUAUGUAGCUUUAAAUGUCACCAGCGCAUUCAUACUGGAGAGAAGCCUUACUCCUGUUCUGACUGUGGGAAGAGUUUCUCUCAUUCAUGUAGCCUUAAAUGUCACCAGCGCAUACAUACUGGAGAGAAGCCUUACUCCUGUUCUGACUGUGGGAUCAGUUUCUCUCAAUUAGGUAACUUUAAAAUUCACCAGCGCAUACAUUCUGGAGAGAAGCCUUACUCCUGUUCUGACUGUGGGAAGUAUUAUUCUAGUUCAUCUGAUCUUACUAGUCAUCAGAGACUGCACACAGGUGAGAAGCCUUUCUCCUGUUCUGACUGUGGGAAGAGUUUCUCUCAAUUAGGUAACCUUAAACGUCACCAGCGCAUACAUACUGGAUAAUAAUUCCUGACGUUUGACACUGGAGCAUAAUUUUGACAUUUGACGGACUUGACCAAGAGGAUAAGCAAGUGUUUUACAGCAUCAAGCAGUUCAACUGUCUGUUUUUGAAAUUACCACAAAUGAAGAUAUGUCUUGUUAGAAUAUGGGUGUGAGAAACAUAACACAACACAAAGUGCUGAUUUACUCUGAACAAAAUACAAUAGAUAGAAUGUGGGUCCCACACAUCCUGUCCAUACCUCCUGAUAUGAGUUUUCCAUAUGACUGUCAUAGACUAUAUAAAUAGACCCCUGGACCGUAGGUUGGGACAUACCAUUGUGAGAAACCCUGUCUUUACCUGAUGAUACACAGGUAUUUAAGUUCUAUUCUCAGAUAUUGGUGAUGUGCUGGAGGAUAAUAGUCAGUAUAAUGGUUGGCUAUAAUAACUGACCACCUCCUAUGUGUCCUGGCAUAAAAGACUGUGUUAACUUUGUAAUUAUUGGAGAACAUGUAAGA